AUGUCUAGCAACGGCCCCAUUGGCAAAAUCUCCCAAAAGGUGGCUUCGGGCAUCGCAUUUGCGACCGAAGUACACCAACACAACAAAGCCAAAAAGGCUGCUCGGAAACAGCAGGAACUAGAGGGAAAUGCGGCACAACAGAUUCCACCAGAAGAUGAAACCAGAUCCAUCCACACCCCAACAUCUCCCCAUGAAGAAAAAGAAAGAGAAGUAUCAGAAACACCAAUCCAAGGCGACGACGACGAACGCGAAUGGGAACUCGACGAAGCUCAGGACGAACUCGUCGAGGGCUCCGAACCGCAACAACACAAAUCCAAAAACGGCGCAGCCAACCCGGACAAAGUCAUUGCUGCUUUUCUCUCUCGGCAUCCGUUGAGUAUCACCAUCAAUCCUUCUGCGCCGCCGCCAUCAUAUGAGGCUGCUACCACAACACCUCAGGCAGCGGCGGGAUACAAACUCGAGUUCCCAGUCGUAAUCCCGCAGCGUAGGCCGCAAAGCAAGAAGCGUGGCUUCAUUCGCGCUUAUGCGCCUGAUCUCGCGAACAUGGGCAUUGAUCAGGCUACCUGGCUGGAUUUUAUCGAGACGUUUAACGAAGCUAGUCUCGCGAACCCAUGGAUCAACGCGCUCAAUCUUGCGUCUAUUGCGACAAAUGCGUUGCCGAGCGCGAUCGGAUUCGCGGUUUCGUUGGCUAUUAUGGUUGCGACUAAUAUCGCGAUGGAGACGCAGUCUAGAUAUCGACAAAACAAGGCCCUCGACAAACUCAACACCGAGUUCUUCCGUCCGCGAGGGCUAUACUGUCUCGUGAUGACAUGGGACUCCAGCGCAACAAACAGCCGCACCACGAAUGUCGACUUAAACACCGUUAUUCAAAAGACAGAAAACACCCUAGGAAAAAUGUCACACAAAUUCAAAUAUUCGAGCGGCACAACGAGUGAGUUUGAGUUCAUGCAGACUGCCGAACUCGUGUUUCCUGGAUUAGAUUAUGUUGCAUCUGUGCCGAAGGAGGAAUCGCAGGGGCUCAAGAAUAAGAUGAAGAGGGGGAAGAGGUUUGUGGAUGAUUAUAUGGAUCGGAAGGCGCAGGCGAAAUUUGCCGGCGAGAAUCCGGAUAACCUCCUCACCAAAGGGGUAAAUCCAACAUUUGCGUCCAAAUACUCCGACCCAAAUCACCCUAUCCACAGCGGCUCGAUAUACUCGCUCGUCAGUCUGGGGCGAUUCAAUCCUCCUAAUUUCAGAAAUCUGCAGACACGUCCACAAGGAGCGUUCGGUCGAAGGACUGGAGGAAGUCUGAUCACGAGCGUGAUAGAUGCCAGGCUCGGUGGCAGACAGGAUGCUUUUGGUGGCCGAGGAGCUAGGACAGACCUUCUGGGUAGACGAGACCCGUAUUCGAGAGGUGGUGGCGGGCCUAUUGGGGGAUUGUUUGGGUUGGUAAGUAUGGCGGCGCAGGCUGUUAGUGAGCGAGGCCAGGACUCGUCGCGAUUAGCGAGUCAGCAAAAUGGCUAUCAGCAGCAGCAACUACAACAAGAUUCUUAUGUUUCGGAGAAUCAGAAUAUCGGAGGACGCGAAAGGCCUAUUCCCCGGGCAAGGUCGGACAACGGGCCGCUUGGGAUUGGCAGAUUACUUCAGCAGAAAGUCCUCUAUCUAAUGGUGGUCAACAUGCCGACCGAGGAAGAGCUCGCUCAGGCAAGGGAACUGUCUAGGGAAUGGGAUAUGCCAAAUUAA
This is a messenger RNA of Talaromyces amestolkiae, 1719 nucleotides long. RefSeq lists its product as uncharacterized. The transcript has 4 exons. NCBI's taxonomy places the organism in Eukaryota, Fungi, Ascomycota, Eurotiomycetes, Eurotiales, Trichocomaceae. The coding region runs from base 1 to 1719 and encodes 572 amino acids. The record is from RefSeq and is a predicted model, not a curated record.